Molecule: messenger RNA, 1745 nt
Organism: Cyprinus carpio (common carp)
Lineage: Eukaryota; Metazoa; Chordata; Actinopteri; Cypriniformes; Cyprinidae
Exons: 6
Coding region: 62-532 (156 amino acids)
Source: RefSeq, a predicted model, not a curated record
GUCUUAAUGUGUUAAUUUUGCACUGUAUUUUUACCUUGCAGUCAGUAACUCUAUAAAGACAAUGGAGUAUAAGUUGUACCUGCAAAGCAAGAGUACAAUUCCAAGUAGCACUAAAAGAAGAUGGAGCAAUUGCCAUAAAGAUUAUAGGAAAGAGCAAUAUAAAGCAUGGUUGCAAGAUCCAGUUCGUCAAGAUGACACAUCUAACACUGAAGAUGAGAACAGUUCCUCAUGCUAUAAGACCGAAACAGCACAUCAUACCUCAGAUGACACAUCUAACAGUGAAGAUGAGAACAGUUCCCCAUGCUAUGAGACUGACACAGAAUCAUAUCAUACCACAGUAGGUUGCUAUUACAAUAUUUCAGUUAUUCCUACUAAUGUGGGCUAUCCGUUGACUGGAUUAUCUAUGGCUUUGACUGCAAGGAGGAUACAUCUGACAGUGAAGAAGAGGAUUGGAACCAACUCAGCACAACACAAAACUAUACUAUGCAGGGAGAAUCUGACAGUGAAAAUGGACCACAAAACUGGCAUAUGACGACCCCUGAGGACAACACAAUGGAUGCUAAAGCAUAUGACAACACACCGAAUUAUGAGGGAGAGAACCCCAAAACAACGCAAGACGAGAUCUAUCCCACUGCUAAGAUUAGUAAUGAAGAAUCACAACUGGCAGUUUUAUGCGAUGUUCUUAGGCACACCACAACAAAAUCUGCUCUUGGUGACUUAUUAGACCUAAUUAAUCUACAUUGCCCAGAAGGAACCAACGGAGCACCAAAUAGUCUUUACAUGUUUUUGAAGGAAUCUGAUUAUAAUUCAUUUGAAAUUGUGUACAUCUGCCCUACAUGUCAUCAAUACUUUGGUAAUGAAAUCCCAGCAAAAUGUGAUUCAUGUGGUUCUGAACCAGGGGAUAAGAACUCUCUUAUUAAAUUUGGUGACGUUUUCAUGAAAAUGUCCAUAAGAAAACAAUUGGAAGAAAAAAUGUCAGAUUCUGCAUUUACAGCAGAAUUGAAUUACAAAUGGACCAGAGUGAAAAGCAGUCCAGACAGUGUUCAAGACAUAUUUGAUGGUGAAAUGUAUAAAUCAGUAGGUCCCCUGAAUUAUUCAAACCAAUUCAACCUUUCACUUACAUGGAAUGUUGAUGGUGUCCCUAUUUUUAAGUCCUCUUCUUUUCACAUUUGGCCAAUCCAAGUAGUAAUUAAUGAACUUCCCCCAGAUAUGAGAAGUAAACGUGCUCCUGGCUGGUUUGUGGUUUGGUGCUUCUAAACCCAAAAUGAACUCCUUUUUGCAGUCAUUUGCAGUGCAUUCAGUUAGAGCAGGAAGGUCUUUUAGUACAGCACAGAAGACAAAGUACACAGAUGUUUGUGUUCAAUCUUGUCUGUGUAUGUGACUCGGUUGCUCGUUGAGUUGUCCAAAACACUAAGCAAUCUAAUGGUGAAUAUGGAUGCAACUGGUGUUAUCAGAAGGUAGAAAUAGUUGCUAAAGGAAAUGGUUUCACUAGGGUGUAUGUGUCGCAAACAGGAGAUACAAGACCCACAGCCAGCAUUUUGAUGAUGCUAAAACAGCAGUCGAAACAGGAACAUGUGUUAAGGGAGUCAAAGGGAACAGCAACAAGCCUGGGUUUUGACACAAAUUUCACAAUUUGAUUUGAUUUUGACUCACAAGCUUUCAAUUCGAUUCGACUCAAUUAAAUAAUGACUAUUUUGGAUAUAUAUCAAGUACAGUACAAAACACUUAAAUUACACUCAAUAAAG